AGGCGUCUUUUCCCGGCUGGUCUCGGCCCCCCUUCGUUAGAGGCCUAAGCCGUUCCGAGUCUCUGUGAGAGGCAGGGACUGACGUUGCACCCGCCUGCCGUCCCAGCCGGCCCCAUCUCCGCGGUGGGCCCAGCAGACCUGCCCGGCCCCUUUAAGAGCCUCGCAGAUCGGACGCCGGAGGUCGCGGCGUUCUCCCGGCGCCACGGGCCUCCCUACGUUUAUGCUGCUGUCGCCCUCCCGAGCCAUGCGUGCACUGCGGGCUGGCCUGACCCUGGUGCUGGGCGCGGGGCUGGGCGCAGCUGCCGAGGGCUGGCGACGACGGCGAGCAGAUGCGCGGCCGGCGCCUGGGUUGCUGGGCCGGCUGCCCGUGCUGCCUGUGGCGGCGGCGGCCCAGCUGCCCGUCGUGCCUGCCGUACCUGGGACCCCAGCGGGCGGCAGCCCCGGCGAGCUGGCUAAGUACGGGCUCCCCGGGCUGGCGCAGCUCAAGAGCCGCGAGUCAUACGUGUUGUGCUACGAUCCGCGCACUCGCAACGCGCUCUGGGUGGUGGAACAGCUGCGGCCUGAGCGGCUUCGCGGCGAUGGCGACCGCCGCUCGUGCGACUUCCGCGAGGAUGAGUCGGUGCAUGUGUACCACCGCGCCACCAACGCCGACUACCGCGGCAGCGGCUUCGACCGCGGCCACUUGGCCGCCGCUGCCAACCACCGCUGGAGCCAGAAAGCCAUGGACGACACCUUCUACCUGAGCAACGUCGCGCCCCAGGUGCCCCACCUCAACCAGAAUGCCUGGAACAACCUGGAGAAGUACAGCCGGAGCUUGACCCGCAGUUACCAAAAUGUCUAUGUCUGCACAGGGCCGCUCUUCCUGCCCAGGACAGAGGCUGACGGGAAGUCCUACGUGAAGUACCAGGUAAUCGGCAAGAACCACGUGGCAGUGCCCACCCACUUCUUCAAGGUGUUGAUCCUGGAGGCAGCAGGUGGGCAAAUCGAACUCCGCUCCUAUGUGAUGCCCAAUGCACCCGUGGAUGAGGCCACCCCGCUGGAGCGCUUCCUGGUGCCAAUCGAGAGCAUUGAGCGGGCCUCGGGCCUGCUCUUCGUGCCGAACAUCCUGGCGAGGGCCGGCAGCCUGAAGGCCAUCACUGCAGGCAGCAAGUGAGGACAGCCGCCCAGCCAGACUGUGAGGGUGUGGGGCUGGGUCGCAUUAAAGGUAGUUAUUUUUGGAGAAAA
Pteronotus mesoamericanus is the source of this 1224-nucleotide messenger RNA. It is a transcript of the gene ENDOG, whose product is annotated as endonuclease G. The coding region runs from base 221 to 1153 and encodes 310 amino acids. Gene Ontology annotation, molecular function: metal ion binding; RNA endonuclease activity; single-stranded DNA endonuclease activity. Lineage: Eukaryota; Metazoa; Chordata; Mammalia; Chiroptera; Mormoopidae. The record is from RefSeq and is a predicted model, not a curated record. Gene Ontology annotation, cellular component: nucleus; mitochondrial inner membrane. Gene Ontology annotation, biological process: apoptotic DNA fragmentation. The transcript has 3 exons.